This is a messenger RNA of Pungitius pungitius (ninespine stickleback), 3326 nucleotides long. RefSeq names its product mucolipin TRP cation channel 1a (gene mcoln1a). The transcript has 14 exons. The record is from RefSeq and is a predicted model, not a curated record. NCBI's taxonomy places the organism in Eukaryota, Metazoa, Chordata, Actinopteri, Perciformes, Gasterosteidae. Bases 211 to 1962 code for a protein of 583 amino acids. Gene Ontology annotation, molecular function: NAADP-sensitive calcium-release channel activity. Gene Ontology annotation, cellular component: plasma membrane; lysosomal membrane.
CCCACGCUUCCACGUUGAACCAGAGGCGUGCUGAAAGCCGUGGGUGGAACUGUGUGGUCACGUGGUGGCGGUCACAUGACCGGCAGAGACAGGAAGAGAGCCGUCGUGCUCCCGCUGCCCUGAGAGCACCAGGCUGUUAUCGGUAGAGUGAAAACACGGGCCACUCUCAACGUGAGCUGUGUCAUUGACUUGUUGUUUAUAAAAAAGGACAUGGCUGCGACACCACACGAGGACUUCUCAGAACGAGAAAGUCUGACCAACUCCGUGACCCACUACGGCUCCACGGACAGCGGCGGCGAGCCCGACCGUUGUGACCACAACCACCGGUUUCCCACGGCGAUGGCAGGUCAUUGGGUCGGGGCUGGCCAGGAAGAGGAAGCCAUUCGCAGGAAGUUGAAAUACUUCUUCAUGAGCCCGUGUGAUAAAUACCACGCCAAGGGCCGCAAGCCUUACAAGCUGAUCCUGCAGCUGCUCAAGAUCAUCAUUGUCACAGCUCAGUUGGUGCUGUUUGGCCUCAGUAACCAGGUGGUGGUGACCUUCAAGGAGGAGAACACGGUGACCUUCAAACACCUCUUCCUCAAAGACUACGACGAGUCCUCCUACGACUCCUUCGCUGUUUACACGCAGGAGGACGUCUACGAACACCUGUUCUACGCCGUGAAGAAGUACCUGACCUUACCAGAGACCACAGUGGGGCGCUACGCGUACGUCUACAGUGACAACGGCAGCGCGCUCUCCCUCUGCCAACAGUACUACAAGAAGGGAAGCAUCGACCCGGCCAAUGACACCUUCAGCAUAGACCCUCACAUCAGGACAGAGUGUGUUGGCGUGGACCCGCCCGCGGUCCUGCCGACGGUCCCUCAAGCUCCGCUCGCCAGCUACAUGAACUUCACCCUCAAGUUCCACAAGCUUAUUAACGUCACCAUAGAGUUCAAGUUGAAGGCGAUCAAUAUACAGACCAUCAUCAACAACGAGAUCCCGGACUGCUACACUUUCCACAUAACGAUAGUCCUGGACAACAAGGCUCACAGCGGCAAGGUGAAGAUCCGCUUAGAGAACCAGGCUUCCAUCAAGGAGUGUAGAGACCCCAGCGUCUCUGGACACGCGGAGAACUACACGCGUCUGGCCUUCGACGUCGCCGUGGCCCUGGUGUGCGCGCUGUCGCUGGUGCUCUGCGGACGCUCCAUACUGCGAGGCGUCACGCUGCAGCUGGAGUUCGUGCAGUUCUUCAGGGAGACCCUGGAUCGAAAGGUGUGCUGGGCGGACCGCAUGGAGUUCAUCAACGGAUGGUACAUCCUCCUCAUCGUCAGCGACAUCUUCACCAUCGCCGGCAGCGUCAUCAAAGUGGGCAUCGAGUCCAAGAACAUGUCCUCGUAUGACCUGUGCGGCAUCCUGUUGGGGACCUCCACGCUCUUGGUGUGGGUCGGGGUGAUCCGCUACCUCACCUUCUUCCAGAAGUACAAUAUCCUCAUCGUGACGCUCCGAGCGGCGUUCCCCAACGUGAUCCGCUUCUGCUGCUGCGUGGCCGUCAUCUAUCUGGGCUACUGCUUCUGCGGCUGGAUCGUGCUGGGGCCGUACCACGUCAAGUUCCGUUCUCUGUCCAUGGUGUCCGAGUGCCUCUUCUCCCUCAUCAACGGGGACGACAUGUUCGUGACGUUCGCGGAGAUGCAGGAGACCAGCACCCUGGUGUGGCUGUUCAGCCAAGUGUACCUGUACACCUUCAUCUCCCUCUUCAUCUACAUGGUGCUGUCGCUGUUCAUCGCGCUCAUCACAGGCGCCUACGAGACCAUCAAGCACCAGACACAGGAAGCUCUCCACAUCACAGACCUGCACGCCUUCAUAGCCGAGUGUACGGACGCACCCAGCUCCGGGAAGUUCAGAGGCCUGGAGACCUCGCCGUGCUCCUUCUUCUGCUGCUGUGACCGAACGACGACCUACGAGGACGUCCUGCUGGUGAACUGAAGUCGACCUCAGAAGCCUCAGCGCGCAACACCCCCCCCCCCCAGUACACUGCACACUCCGGCUGCCCAUCAUCUCUGAACCCGCACGCCGUAUUUCUGGUCAAACCUUUUGAUCAGCAGCCACCAUCAGAUGGACCAGCAGGAAGGACUGCGGGACAAUCACCUCCUCAUCGCCUGUGAAGAGGACGGGACCGGACUGGGCAGCAUGGUGGAUGACCAGUGCCCAUGAACUUCUCCAUUUCUUGUUGGUUUUUAAAGGAACACCAGUUCCCGGUGUAUUUAAUGCUGAAACAGGAGCGCGGCAUAUUUAUAAGUUAUUCCGUGGGCCCACAGGGUGCUGACUGAUUUGAUUUUUGUGUGUUUUAUUUUAUUCUAUAGUAUUUUAACAUAGGUCACCUCCUGAGGAACAACUUUGGAAUCUUACCACUCCACAACGGGACAUGUCAACUCACACUGAGAGAGGGGAGGAAUCCGCCUCGUCGUAGUCCCGUCUUUUUUGAGACAGUCGAGAAGAGACUGAGACGUGUGCCAGACGUGUGGCGUGAGGUUUCAGAUCAGUUUUCUCUCUCCGCUAAAGCUGCCUGCUGCUUCAGAAAUAAAGUUUCAAUCUUUAGCAUUGCUUCUACCGCACAAGCACCAUGUUGCCUUCAGGUGUGAAUAUUAGUGUGCUGUGUAACGAUCGAUAUAAUGUCGCCAACGUAGCACAUAACAUCGCCUGCGUUAGCUGAGCUCCAGACUUGCAUACAUGUGUCUUUGAUAGUGUCCAAGUAUGUCAACGAGGUGAGACAUCACGCCGUAUCCCACUCGUUUUAAGAGACGGGUUUAGGGCAGAUGACGUGUUGUCAUCUCCUUAAUUAAUGUUGCGUCAAACUGAAUCAUGCUUUUUAGUCCCGUUUGUUUUAUUUGUUUUAUUGCAGUGACUUGAUCUUCAGUAGAAGCUCUGCUUGUCUUUGUAACGCACAAAACGCACAAUAUCCGAAAGAAGGCCAGCGGCAAAUGGUUUCUUCCAUGAAAAGACGGAUGAUCGCUGCUACAGGCACUCAUCACACAUUGUACAAUAAAUCUGCAUUGCGACUUUUAAGCUAAAUAUGCUGUUUGGUUUUGGAUCCAUGGAAAACGUGCCAAAACCCGUCAUCAGCCUUAACUUAUAUUUUAAUGUCAUGAAUGUGUGUGUGUAUAUAUAUAUAUAUAUAUAUGAUCUAGUAUUAGCUAGAUGUACCUUUCCUACAGUUUCAUGUUUUUGUCAAAGAAAUGAUCUGCAUUUCAAAGAAGUGCAAAUUGAUCUACUUGGUUUCAUUUGUAUCGCCGAUCUGCUGAUUUAAAUUUCCCGGAUCAUCUUUAAUAAUAAAACAGUGUUGUAUUUAA